Molecule: messenger RNA, 1741 nt
Organism: Moneuplotes crassus
Lineage: Eukaryota; Ciliophora; Spirotrichea; Euplotida; Euplotidae
Source: the annotation of a GenBank genome assembly
AAAUAGUUUCAAAAUGCCAACUGACAGGAAAGAUCCCACUGAGCAAGAGAUCCUCAUUGAAGAAAAGAAAACCAAACCUAAUGGAGAGGUUUACGUCAGGAAGUAUAUCAAAGGAAGGUUCUUAGGAAAGGGAGGAUUUGCCAAAUGCUAUGAAUUCACCUGCACAGAGACAAAACAGCCAUAUGCUGCCAAAUUGCUGCCCAAGUCAUCCCUCACUAAGUCAAGAGCUAGGCAGAAGUUAUUGUCAGAAAUCAAAAUCCAUCGCUCUCUAAAGCACAAGCAUGUCGUUGGAUUUCAGCAUUUCUUCGAAGACCAUGAUAAUGUGUACAUUCUUCUAGAGCUCUGCACCAAUCAGACGUUAAAUGAGAUCAUCAGAAGGAGAAAGAGAUUGCAUGAGCUCGAAGUCCAAUGCUAUGUUGUCCAGAUGGUCUCAGCUCUAAAAUACCUACAUGCCCACAAAGUAAUUCACAGAGAUUUAAAACUUGGAAAUCUCUUUGUCAAUGAUAAAAUGGAAAUUAAAAUCGGUGACUUCGGUCUAGCCACAAAACUUGAGUUUGAAGGUGACAGGAAAAGAACUAUCUGUGGUACGCCCAACUACAUUGCUCCUGAAAUUUUGGAAGGCAAGAAUGGACACUCAUAUGAGGUUGACAUCUGGUCUCUAGGAGUUAUCAUCUACACUCUUCUCAUUGGAAAGCCUCCUUUUGAGACAUCUGACGUUAAAACGACAUAUAAAAAGAUCAGAUUGAACUCGUAUACUUUUCCAGAUAAUAUAAAAUGUUCAAGAGAGAUCAAGGACUUGAUCUCAUCAAUUUUACAUCUUGAUCCAGCUAAGAGGCCAAACCUGACCCAAAUUCUUGAGCAUGAAUUUUUCCACAUGAAUGCUGCAAUUCCGAAGGCUCUACCAGCUUACACUCUAGCUUGCCCUCCAUCAGAGAGCUACACCACCAAGUUCAAAACUGGAAAGGCUAAGGAAGGAUCAAAGCACAAGCUAAAAAGAGACAAGAGCAAAUAUCUCAAAACUGUUCCUCAAACAGACCUUGACCCCCUAAUCAUGGAAGCUGUCAAAGGGGAUACUUUCGUAGUCGAAUAUGUUGACUACUCCUCCAAGUACGGGGUUGGCUACAUCCUUUCAAAUGGAACCUUCGGCGUCUUUUAUAAUGACAGCACUAAGAUUAUUUUCGAUCCUUCCUCCGAAAGUAUUGAAUACGUGAACAAAAAGUCAGGCGAUAAAUCAGGUAGAAUAGAGAAAUUCUACAGCAAGGAGUACCCAGCCCACCUCAAAAAGAAGAUGACUCUUCUCCAACAUUUCACUGGCUAUCUCGAGAAGAACAUUCAUGCUAAGAGGCAUCUUCUGAAGGAAAGCCUUGAUGACGAAGAGAAGAGUAUUGUGGUCAAAAAGUGGCUCAGAACAAAGCAUGCUAUUAUUUUCAGGCUUAGUAACAAACUAGUACAAGUUAUCUUCUUUGACAACACAGAAAUUAUCCUUCAUUCGGAAAAUAGAGCUGUAACUUAUGUGAAUAAGAAAGGUGAACGGUUGUUCUACUCCAUAGAAUCAUCCAUUGAGUCAAACAACCAGGAAAUGACCAAGAGACUAAACUACACCAGGCAGGUCCUCACUCAUAUGCUGCAAAAUAAAUUUGGAGCCUCCAGCUAUCCGGAUGGGAUGGUAGGGGAGAAAGAAAGAGAUGAAAUCGAGGUCCAAUAACCCACUUCUUAUUUCAAAAUAUUUCUCAAUUAAUAA